AAUUUAAUGAUUUUGUUAUAGUACUCUCUCUCUUUUCCUUUUUUUUUUGGAUUGAGUUCUAAUCGUGUUAUAUAAGUAAAAGCCAUAAGCCCAGCUCAUUCCUAAUAAAAAACAAUUUGGGGUUUUCAGCAUGUAUAUAUACACACACUCUCGAUUCACAAUUCGUUACUACCCCUUUGUCUGGCAAAUAUGAACGUGUCGUUUUCCCUGUCCCUCUCUUCAAAGCCAAGAAAGCAACAACCCUCCUGUUCAAACCUAAGAAAGGAACAAGCCUCUUGUUCAAAAGAAUUCGACCCCUCCAAACCCCCAUCAUCUUCCACCAAACAAAUCAUAAUCCUUCCAAAACACAAUGAACGGUGUCCCAUCGAACGGAUGAAAAACCUGGAUGAUCAAUUCGAGAUUGAUAAUGGUGGCACACCAACUGUAGAUGGUAUAUCUUACGGUCUUAACGUCCGCCGCCAAUCUGAAAACCAUAAUCCGAAACAGUCGAUGUUGCAUAAGCUUAGGGAGGAUUUGAAGAGGUUACCUGGGAUUGAUGAGUGUAGUGAUAUGCCUGUUGAGGGAUUUGCUGCUGCUUUGUUGAAGGGUUAUGGUUGGGUUGAAGGUCGAGGGAUAGGUAGGAACGCCAAACAGGAUGUUAAAGUUGUUGAGUAUAAAAAAGGCUGCACCGGGUUUGGGUUUAUAGGAAAGGCUAAACAAGGUUUAUAUGCAGGCAAGGAAGUGAGAGGAAAGGAAAUGGGGAUGAAAGGGGUCGUUUUGGAGGUCAAAACCGGUGGGGUUUUGGUGGUUUCUACACGGGAUGAUGAGGUGCAAGUUCGGGCACGGGAUGUCGCUGAAUUGGGUUCCCUGGAGGAGCAGAGCUGUUUGACAGAAUUGAAGAUUAAACAAGAAAAGAGUAAUCUCGCGGGGAGGAAAAGAAGUAGAGAUGAAACAAGUGCAUCUUGGCUUGCUCCUCACAUUAGAGUUAGGAUUAUAAUUAAGGAUUUGAAAAGGGGAAGGUUGUAUUUAAAGAAAGGGGUAACAAUGGAUGUUGUUGGCCCGACUAGUUGUGAUAUUUGUAUGGAUGAAACUAGGGAGUUGAUACAAGGUGUGGAUCAGGACUUGCUCGAGAGGGCUCUUCCAAAGCGUGGUGGUCCCGUUCUUGUUCUGUAUGGUAGGCACAAAGGUGUGUAUGGUCACUUGGUUGACAAGGAUAGUGAGAAUGAGACUGCAAUUGUCCGAGAUGCUGAUACCAAGGAGUUACUCAAAGUAAGACUUGAACAAAUUGCUGAGUAUCUUGGAGAUCCCAACCACCUAUUAGGAAGGGUUCUGUUUUAAUUAGGCAUCUAAGUAGUUAAUUAUAAAUUAUCACAUUAAAACUUAUACGGAUCUAUGUAUAUUUUUUCUAAUUAUCA
Lycium barbarum (goji berry) is the source of this 1394-nucleotide messenger RNA. Its product is annotated as protein MOS2-like. NCBI's taxonomy places the organism in Eukaryota, Viridiplantae, Streptophyta, Magnoliopsida, Solanales, Solanaceae. Gene Ontology annotation, biological process: mRNA splicing, via spliceosome. The transcript has a single exon. The record is from RefSeq and is a predicted model, not a curated record. Bases 190 to 1317 code for a protein of 375 amino acids. Gene Ontology annotation, cellular component: spliceosomal complex. Gene Ontology annotation, molecular function: nucleic acid binding.